Messenger RNA from Eufriesea mexicana, 1947 nucleotides. Its product is annotated as guanylate kinase-associated protein mars-like. Lineage: Eukaryota; Metazoa; Arthropoda; Insecta; Hymenoptera; Apidae. Gene Ontology annotation, molecular function: microtubule binding. The record is from RefSeq and is a predicted model, not a curated record. The transcript has 3 exons. Gene Ontology annotation, cellular component: spindle pole centrosome; nucleus; cytoplasm. Gene Ontology annotation, biological process: centrosome localization; mitotic spindle organization; signaling.
AUGGGGGAUCUGUCGCCCUUACUUGCUAAAGAAUUACCAUUUAAAUCCUUAUUUGGCAGAGUGGUUUUGCAAAAUAUGUCACCUGCUAAAAUGAAUGCAUUUGUACCUGCAAUUUCAAGAAAAUCAAGUUUGAAUAAAAGUAACAAUACAAUAUUUGAUAUAAAAAAUGAUGUACCAAUAAUUGAUUCAAAAUGUGAUAUAAGAGACAGUUCUAUAGAAUCUAUAUCAUUAAAUUUAUCACUUGACAACAAAGAAUCAUUUCAUUCUUUAAAUAGCAGCAAUAGCAAUAAUAGUAAAGAUCUAACCAUUUCUUCAAACAAUAAUGUAUCUAUACCAAUGGAAUCAGGUAUUCCACAUGAACCAGUUUUCUUUUCACCUUAUGUUGUUAUUAGUCGAGGAAAAAGCAAUGCUAGAAAAGAACAACAGUUAAAACGUGGGUUUAUUCUUAGUUGUUCAUCAAAUGAUGAUAUUCCAACAAAAGAUACUGUCAUGAAAAAAUUAAAUAUAUCAAUUGAAGAAGAGGAACGUACAGCACAAUAUUUCCAAUUUCUUUUGAACAGAGAGAUAGAUAGAUUAAAUGACUUAUGUGAAAAAUGGAUGCAGAUUAAAGUAGAACCCAAAACUACCAAAAAUAGAUUAUAUGAAAUAAAUCAAGCCAUUAGUCAAACAAAAUUGUUAAUAAGCAAAAAAUUUGAAAGAUUUCGUGGAUUAGUUUCUGAUUGUGAAACAGGAAAGGGAGAAAUGUUGGUUACGUGUAAAGAUUUGCAAGGAUUUUGGGAUAUGAUGUAUAUGGAAGUGGAAAAUUGUAAUUUGCAGUUUGAGAAAUUGGAGAAACUUCGUUUACAAGGCUGGAAAGAAGAAGAAUUGUUGGUUGAUAGACCAAUUACUAAAAAACGAACUAUUACUAAAAAGAAAAAAAAUGUGACAGAAAAAAUGAAAAAUAAUAAUGAUACAAAUAGACCUGAAUCUAAUAAAAAUCAAAUUGUAGGCAGUAAAUAUCAGAAGAAUGAAAACCUUAGUAGUAAAAAAUACACAAGGAGAUCUAUGCCUGUUGAAUCUAGUGAAAAGAAACGUGUCCGUGCAAAAAGUAAAAGAUUAAGUUUACUGGAACAGAUACAAUUAUCUGAAACAUCAAAGAAAGCAAGAAGUCCAUUAACAAUAAUAAAAAUAAGUCAAAUGUGUAAAACACCAGUGGUUCAGUUAGACGAUUCAAUAUCUUAUGUUAAUUCUAAUCAAACACCAGGAAAAAGUAUACUGAAACAACUAAAGAAUUCAAUUACUAUCGAAAAUCAUGUGAAGCCAGUAAAUCAAGUUAAUUUUGAUGAUGAUGUAAUUUUAAAUGAAGUACCAAUAGAUGAAGAAACUCAGACCAAAAUGGAUUUAGCUGCAGCAUUGUCAAGAAUAGAUAAUUUUAAUUUUAAUGAUUCAGAUGAUGUAACAGUUAGAGCAGAAAAGAAACUUGUUUUUGACAAUAAUUCCAAUGAAAAUGCAGACGAUUCCAAACAAAAUCUAAAAUUAGAAAAUUCUACAAAUAAUGAUACUACAAUAGCAUAUAUGAAAACACAAGCAACAACACUACUGGAAGAAUUGAAUAAAAAUCUUAAAGCAUUGCAAAGAAGAAACAUUAAAAGACAAAAUACUGUAGGUGAAGAUAGUAUGACAGUGAACCAAACCCGAUUCUUAAAUAUAAAUACUUCUACACCCUUUAAAAAAGUCAAAGGUGAUACAGAUUUAAAUAUUUCAAAACAAGAACAUUUUUCUGCAAAUAACAAAGAAGAUACCAGCAAACAAUAUGAGAGUAUAAGGAUUCUGAGAAACAGAAUUAUUAUUCCAACAGAAACAUCUAUAGCUAAACGAAGGUCUUUGAAGAAUCUGUCUGUUAGUAUAUAAGAAGUAGAACAAGUAAAUAAAACUCUUCUUGAGGGGACCAAUAGAAAAACUUUGUAA